CCUCGCAACUCUUUUAAUCAUAAACCAUACCUCAACUACACCACUUAUGGUCAACCACACGCCCCUUUUCUUUCUUCUUUCUUUUUUCUCUAUUUUUUUUUAAAUUAUUCUAUUUUUUCUUGUCUCUCCUUUUUCUCUAAUUUUUUUUUAAAUUAUUCUAUUUUUUCUUGUCUCUCCUAAUCCUUUCUGCGUGUCCCUCUCACAUCUCUCUCUCUCUCUCAUCAUACACAUGUACUUGCAUAUGCAUACAUAAAAUUACACCAAUAUACCAAAACAGAAAACCCCCCUCUCUUUCUCUCUCUAGCUCACAAUUGCAUGAGCUGGAGGGAGAUUCCGUGUGUGGGAUUCGAGCUGUAAUUGAAAGGGCCUCCCAUCCCCUAUAUAUACCCACCCUCCUUCCCCAACUUCUCAUCUCAAAAACACACAACCAAACACCAUGGAUUCCAUCUCCCUACUCUUCUCUCUCAUCGCCACCGCAGCCUUCUCCCUCUUCCUCUUCAACUACUUCCUCUCCCUCUUCACCUCCGGCAACGUCAAGCUCCCCCUCCCUCCCGGCACCCUCGGCUGGCCCUACAUCGGGGAAACCUUCCAACUCUACUCCCAGAACCCCAACACCUUCUUCGCCUCCAAACUCAAGAAGUAUGGGUCGAUAUUCAAGAGCCACAUACUGGGGUGCCCCUGCGUGAUGAUCGCGAGCCCGGAGGCCGCGAAGCAGGUGCUGGUGACGAAUGCGCAUCUCUUCAAGCCCACAUUCCCCGCGAGCAAAGAGAGGAUGCUGGGGAAGCAAGCCAUCUUCUUCCACCAGGGCGACUACCACGCCAAGCUCAGGAAGCUCGUCCUCAGAGCCUUCAUGCCCGAGGCCAUCAAGGGCAUCGUCUCCGAGGUCGAGUCCAUCGCUGUCGACGCCCUCCGCUCGUGGGAUGGGAACCUCAUCACCACUUUCCAAGAAAUGAAAACAUAUGCAUUCAAUGUGGCAGUGCUCUCCAUUUUGGGAAAGGAUGAAGGGCAGUACAGAGAGGAUCUGAAGAGCUGUUAUUACAUUCUCGAAAAGGGGUACAACUCGAUGCCCAUCAACUUGCCCGGGACGCUCUUCCACAAGGCCAUGAAAGCAAGGAAGGAGCUGUCGAGAAUCUUGGCCAAGAUUCUGUCGGUUAGGAGGGAGACGAAGCAGCAAUACAAUGAUCUGCUGGGAUCAUUCAUGGAGGAAUCCGAGGGCCUCACCGACGAGCAGAUCGCCGACAACAUAAUCGGGGUCAUCUUCGCCGCCCGUGACACCACAGCUAGCAUCAUGACAUGGAUUCUCAAGUACCUUGCAGAAAAUCCAAGUGUGCUGCAAGCAGUCACUGAAGAGCAAGAGGCCAUAAUUAAGGCCAAGGAGGAAGCUGGUGAGGAGAAGCUUCUCAAUUGGGCUGACACAAAGAGUAUGCCAAUUUCUACAAGGGUUAUUCAAGAAACACUCAGAGUUGCCUCAAUUUUAUCCUUCACAUUUAGAGAAGCUGUGGAAGAUGUUGAGUUUAAUGGAUAUUUGAUUCCAAAAGGGUGGAAGGUGCUGCCACUAUUCAGAAACAUUCACCAUAAUCCAGAAAAUUUCCCAGAGCCAGAGAAGUUUGAUCCUUCAAGAUUUGAGGUUGCUCCAAAGCCCAAUACAUUCAUGCCAUUUGGCAAUGGGAUCCACUCAUGCCCAGGGAAUGAGCUAGCCAAGCUGGAGAUCUUGGUUUUAUUACAUCAUCUCACCACAAAGUAUAGGUGGUCUAUGAUGGCCCCACAGAAUGGAAUCCAGUAUGGACCCUUCCCUCUUCCCCAGAAUGGUCUGCCCAUCAAGAUCUCUCUCAAGACAACCUCAAAUUAACAACAUAAGCCCAACUAACAACUAUGUGUUGUGUUGUGUCCAAAUGCAAAGCAUGUUUCCUGCCAAGUAGAAAAGCAAGAUAAAUAGAUUUCAGAAUAAUGAUGGAAAAUGGAGGCAGCCCACCAAUCAGAAGAAGAUUUCUGGUGGGUGGUGACACCAAUUGUACAGCAAGAGUUUCAAGAAACUGAGAAAGGAUUCAUUCUCUCCUCUCCACACUCCUACAUCAUCUCAUCAAGUAGCUAUUUAGCUAGACAAAUUCUUUGUAUUUUAGCCCUUCUUCAUCUCUCAUUUCUUAUUUUUCAUUUUUCAUUUUUCAUUUUGCUUUCUCUCAUAUGUAAAAAGUCCGCAAGGCAAAUCAAUCAAAAUCUCCAGUCUCAGUUUUGGCAA
Molecule: messenger RNA, 2236 nt
Organism: Salvia miltiorrhiza (redroot sage)
Lineage: Eukaryota; Viridiplantae; Streptophyta; Magnoliopsida; Lamiales; Lamiaceae
Product: abscisic acid 8'-hydroxylase CYP707A2-like
Exons: 7
Coding region: 437-1849 (470 amino acids)
Biological process (GO): abscisic acid metabolic process; sterol metabolic process
Molecular function (GO): heme binding; iron ion binding; oxidoreductase activity, acting on paired donors, with incorporation or reduction of molecular oxygen, NAD(P)H as one donor, and incorporation of one atom of oxygen
Source: RefSeq, a predicted model, not a curated record